AUCCGGCUAAAAUAUCCAAAGAAAUGAAUUCAAAAGAGGGAAGUAGAUGAGAGAUGUGAAAAGAGAAUAAUCGUCGAAGAUGAAACGCAGGAAGAAGGAGCGAUAAAUGAUGACGAGUGUACGAUGGAGCGGGUCGAGAGGUUCGUGAAGAAACUGAUGAAAAAGGGGCUGCGAGAGAAGGGCCAGGAAGAACGGGGAGACGCGACCAUUUCGAAACGAUUUUUCCGCCACGCCAUUUUAUUCUGCGCAUGGAAAGCAAUUUUGCCCAAUCAUAAAUAGGGCUAUUGUGGGGGGAUGGUGUAUGUUGGAGCAUUUCAUACAUCCGAGUGUAAUGGUAACCAGAUAGAGGCGUCGCGAGGCUAUCGGCCGGUUAGCACGUAAAUAUUCCGAGCUCUUUUAUCGAGGAGCCUCGAAUUUUUUCUGUAAUUUUUUCCCCUAUUUUUCUUUUUUUUUCCGCGUUAGUUUCGGAAGGACGUUUUUUUGCGCAUUCUCCCGUCGCGUCUCCUAUCAAGUCUGUGAAUCUCUCUCACUCUUUUGCUCUCGUUCGGCCUGUCGGCUCAUUCGUGGGUGAAGGGACGGAGAGAGAGAGAGAGAGAGGGGAAGUUUUCGAUUGCGUGAGUGUGUCGAGCGUGUGAUCAUGCGUGCACUCCUGUUCGUAUACAUUUUCAUACAUGGACAUUUCCAUAUGUAGUCCGACACGAAAAUACACUUAUCUGUAUACGUGUAUACGCUUAUGUGUCUGUGUGUGUUUAUGUGUGCGGGUGUGUGAUAAACUACAUAUGCAUUCACGCGAAAACGUGGAUGUGUUCGUGCACACGCGGCUGAGCAAGUGAUCUGUGUGACGUCAGUGGUCCAAUCGCUUGUCACCUGUCAAGAACCGACGAAUCUCCCUCGCACCUUAUUUUCCCACCCUAUUUUCGUCUCCCCUUCCCUAUCCUCUCUCUUUCUACCUCGCAAACGAACGUACUUGUAUUUUGUAUCGAAGCCACACGUAUUAUCCCUCAUUUAUAAUCCAAUUUUCUCUCUUUUUCUAUACUUUUUUUUUUUCAUUUAUUUUUUAAAUCAAAUUGCAAAAUAUUUUUAUCUUUUGGAGUUGAAUGGCCCUUUUAACUAGCCUCUCAUAUCUAUAGACUUUUUCCCGGUGCACUCUCCAGACCUUUGGCCAAAUCCUAUUCCCCUUCGUCUCCAUCUUCGGCGCCAAACCCCCUCCCAAUCCCUUCUUAUCGCUUCCAUUAAACAUGCUCGGUCCACUCCGCUUACAUGUCGAACAAGAAGAUUCGAUAAUUAGUUAUUCAGGAAUAUAAUAAAUACCAUCGAUAAGUUUGCAAUGCUCAAGAUACUUCGGUCGUCACUUUUUACAUUUUUUCGAAUUCUUGUUAUUCUGCGGAAAAAUCGCGCGAUCAAAGGGUGCAUUUCAAUAAGCAAUGUUGUUUUUUGCUGACCAAGCCUGCAUAUUCGUACAGGCAUCUUGUUUCAUUCCAUCGUUGUUCCUAUUUAUAGCCUUGAGAGACUUACUAGGUUCCGAAUACACUCUUUCAAUAUUCUGUUUGGAAAAAUAUGAAAUAAAAAAGAACAAAUUGUAGAACACGAUUAAUUGCUAUUUUGAGCUGAGAAAAAAAAUCGCUGAGAACUGAUAUUUUUGUGCGAAUCUCAGAAAUUGACACUAAGCAUGAAACAAAGUGUAAUUUCCAUUUUCUUCAAUCAAAUGAACACAUAGUCGAUGAAUAUAUUUCAAAAUUAAAUUAUGAAUUUAAUCCCGAAUGACGCGAACGAUUUUUCAAAUCCUUUUCAUUUGAUAAUUCCAGAUAAAGUAAGCAAAUAACUGAAAUAUCUUUUGUGUUUUUUAGUUUGGGAAUAAUCUAUCGAGCAUUGAAGCACAGCCCGAUGGGUCGCUAAAUAAAAAAGUAAUUACAGCCUGAUGAGUAGCCGAAUAAAGAAAAAGGGAGGUCGAUCGUCGAGGGAUGUUGCAAGCCUUCUUUUGUAUUCCGUGUGUGUGUGGGUCGCGCGCACGAAAAUUCGUUCUCGUGUAUAUAGAUAAUAGAAGGAUUCCCGCAGCAGCCCCGUUGUCCUGAUCCUUCCGAACUGCCGCCUACGAACCGCAGACACAAAAACAAUAACAAAUCGAUUCGAACGAGGGUUGCAACGGGAAGGGGUCAACCACGGGAGCCUAGGCAUCAGCAAUGGCUGGGUCAAGCUACCGGAGGGUUGAAGAGGCGCGGAGGGAGCUUCAGGAUCCGCUGUGGAAGGGAGGCAAAAAGGGGUUGUAGGACAAGGGAGAUAUUGUAUAAAGAGUGGAAGAGAUGGAACGAAGCUGCGUGUGUUUGUGCAGGAAAAUAUGUAUAACAACACACAGCUCGAAAGCCACACACAUAUUUAUAUCCGUUGUGAGCUCUUCCUCGAUUUUCAACCCUUUAGAUAUGUACCCCGUGCGCGUUAUGCUAAAGUAUGUACGGCGACUCCGAACGAGCAUUUCCAAUGGUCCAGAUAUACGCGAAUCACCGGGAGACCGAAGUAUUCUCAUUUUCGUCCAUUCGAAUAAACGUUAUCACGUUUUCGUGCCUCGUCACCGUCGUUUUAACCUCCCCUGCGCUACUUUUUUCACGUGGCUGAACACUACACCUCGAAUCCUUUUUUAAACUUCACCUCGCUGCGAUCUCAUCCAUGAUCCAUACUGGAAUAUCGAGUUACUCUACCGAGAUCGAAUCGUAACUUUGAAGAUCGAACGACAAUGAGAAGAUUAUGGUGAUAUCGUGAUUGUAUUCGAUAAGGAUUCAGCGAUUGAUGUAAAUCUCACAUCAUUUUCAUCUUUCUCGAUUGGUCUUGACCUGAAAUCUUUCCCUAUUUUUUUUCUGCUUUCUUUUCAACUGAUGUUUUUUACGGUUUCGAUUUUUGUACAUCUCGGAAAAGGCUCUUUCAAUCGUUUUCGCACUUUUCACAAUUUUUCAUUUUUCUCCAGUUGGUUUUUUUCGUUCAUUUUCAUUCUCGUGAGACAAACUCAAUUGCCAACACUAAUAUUUUUGUUCUUCAUUUGUGUCUCUAUAUUUAUCGACAAUUUGCUCUGUGGUGGAUUUCCAAAAAUUCUCAAUACUCCGUCACUGGAUUUCAUGUUAUAUGAAGAUAAAAAUUUUUAUUCUUCCAAGCAUUUAAUCACAUUAACGUUCACUGUGCACUUCGUCAAAGUAUUUCCUAAUUAUGAUUUAUAGAUCGAAUAAUAGGUCUUGGAAGGGAAUCGAUUUCCAACACCAUGCAAACUCGUUAAUUCCCUUUCAGUUUCACAAAAUAAUGAAUGCCUGAUACGAAAUUAAUGAAUGGAUGUGUGCCCGUCGAAAUAACAACUUAUUGUUCGUUUCACAUAUUUUUCAACUCUCGUUUCGUAGCUGUAUCUUCGUUUCCGAUUGUAUCAUUUGUGGCAACGCCAUUUUUUUUUCUAUAAAACUAUUGAUACACGCGCAACAGAGGUUUGUCUGAAAAUAAUUUUAUAGAAACUGCAGAAAAAGAAAUAAUAGUGAAAAUCUAUAAUGAAAUGAAAUUUUGUAAAAUAAUCGCGAUUCAAAAGAUGUUUGCUUUUUUCUCGACAUUCAAAGAAAAUUAUCCACUGAGCAAUGAGAAUUGUAGUUGCACAACAAUUUUAUAAAAUAUUUCCAAUGCUAUACGAAACUUUCUGAUACGAGAAAAUUUCUUUUCGCAAACGAGGCAACAUGAAUUCUUGUUCGAAAAAUGACUGGAUUACUUUGAGCUUUUGCGGAAGAAAGUUUGAAGAAACCAAAAUCUAUUUUGACUUAUAAACGAGGAAACUCAAAAUGAUACGAUUUAUGUGAAAAAAGUAUUGACACGUUGAAUGAUUUAGAUGGAAUAUGGGAUCUGGGGUCUACACGCCGCGGAUGGACUUUGGGCCGAUCCGCGGCUGGGUCGUCGUCACCAUCCGAUUUUGCCACCUGGUGCGUCGCACAUAUUGCCGAGGGUAGCAUUAGCGCUCGGUGCGUUGCAGCCUCCGUUUUAUGCAGGGACUGGUUCGACGUGCGGAGCGAUGGAGCUGACGGCGAAAACUUCCGUAGCUUCUGACGAGAGCGAAGAUCUCAGUAGUAAAUCGAGAUCUCGCGAAGAUCGCGAAGAGUCGUCGGCCACGAGACAAACCGAAGACAACGAAAGCAACAUCGAAAGGGUGGACGAAGAUGAGGAUUUUGACAACGAGAAUCAAUCACAAACAUCGGUUCCCAGUGGAUCAAUCAAUGACAACGAAGAACUCGAAGAUGACAACGAUGCGGAAAGCAAUUCUGACAACUCACACCAAUCCGCUAACAAUAAUUUUUCAGCAAAGUUCAUCCCGGAUCCCAUGUCGUGUCUUGGAUUAGAUAAGGAAGAAAACAUAACGCCGGUUCUGAAUGGCUGGGUUCUCGGAGCUUAUACAGCGAUGUUGGGAAGAUUGUCAGCAGCAGCGGCAGCCCUGGAAGCCAGUGAAGUACCAAAUAUGCCGUCCGAAAGUGAUUCCGAGAGUGACGAUUCAUCUUACACUGAAAAAUCGAGGGGGAGCAGUCCGACAGCAGAAACUCUGAAAGGCUAUUCGCAUAACGCAUACGACACCGUGGCAUCGCCGAGAGCACCUUCCAGAAAACAUUUGGAAUCUCAUCCUGGUUCCUCGAGUUCCGAGUCUUCGAGUUCUCGUAGAUGUGCAUCCUCGGGUUGUGAAUACACGAGCAACAGCAAAUGCGAGAUGGAAAGUCACGUUGCUGCUCAUGUAGCUCAGGGCAUGACCCCGACGGGCAAAAAGCGGAGUCUUGCCCUUCAGCGCGUCAGAUACGAACGAGAGGAGUACAGAUGUUCCUUAUGCUCAUACGCGUGCACGAUAGAAAAGGCAUUCCAACGUCAUCUUCGAGCGCACGCGAGAGGAGGCGCACCGGAAACGCGAGUUAGCUGCGCCGUUUGCGGAGCAGAUAGAUCCUCGGAGGUUGAUCUCAGUAGACACAUGAGACGGCAUCGCGAUGAUAGAUAUUUCUGCUGCGACAUAUGCGUCUUUCGAACGGUUCAAUUGAAAAAGCUGAUUCAACAUCGUCGCAUGCAUACCGGUGAAAAGCCACAUUUGUGUCCUCAUUGCGCAUACAGAAGCGCGCGUCGGGACAACCUCCGCAGUCACGUUCGAAGAGUUCACAAGAAAGAGAAUCUCUAUUGCGACACAUUUAGUCCACGCGGUAUGUUGAUAGAUUCAUUAACUACUGUCGAAGAAUCUUCCCCGGUAGCCGCAACACUCGUCCAAACUCCGGCCUCGUCGCCGUCCUCGACGUCCACGGGGACGGCAAACUAACGCAAGUUCAUUGUUCAAGAGACAACUCCCUUUACAACACGUCCUAAAUUUGUCAAUAAGCCGUUUUAAGUAUUAGACGAAAUGACAGAGAGGCGUUUUAUUGGAAAAAAUAAUGAAAAUUAAAGCAGAAGAAAACGCGUCGCGAAGAGGAAAAAACAAACAUAAGAGAAAUAUUCUUAGAGUCCUUCCAAUGGAUCUCGUCCCGGUUUUAUAUUUAUUCCGGGAUAGCCGUCCACGACGAAACCUCAUCGCGUCGUAAAAGUCGUAUAUUUACUAUUCUACAUUAAGACUUAAUACCAAGUGGUCUUUUUACUCUCGUUUUCAUUAUCGUUAUUCUUAGCCCGUUUAUAAAACCACGAGCGAAUUUCUGGGAUAGCCAAUUCUGAUAAAAAUUAUGAACUCGCGUGUACGUAUUUAUUCAUUUAUUCAUAUGUAUGUACACACGAUCCUCGUAUUUUGACGUAGUCUUCCACGAAAUUAGGGUGUCGUUUAGAUUAGUCAUUUGCCUAUCAUUCUUGAUGUCACCUCAAACUUGUGGUUUCACGCUCACAAAUUUCUAGAUUGAUGUUUGAAUUUCAAAGUAAAUUAUUAUACUUAAUCAUUGGUUUAGAAGCCGUGCUUCCUUAACGCAAAUCUUAUUGCAAAAUUUUCUUUAAAACGCAAGAAAUCGCUAAGCUAUUAUUUUUAUUGACCGAAAUAUUGCACAAGUUAUGACGCUCAACAAGCUGAAAAAGUGAUCGAUACCAGUAGCCAACGUUCUUUUAUAUGUGGGAAGUAUUUUGUAUUUUUUUAAUUUGAAUAAGUUUGAUGGGAAAGCCACGAAAUCACUCCUAAAUCGAUUGAAAUUUGAAAACCGCUUGCGAAUAUCGCAGACGAAAACGAGCAUCAGUUUUGUCGUUGAAUCUGACCUGGCAAAAUAAUUAUUGUUUUCAUCCACUUGUUGUGAUAGACAUUGGACGACACAGACAGUUUUGACGUGCUUUGAAUAUUGAUUUCUAUCGACUUUUCGUAUAAUAUUGCCUGAGAAAGAAUCUGCUAUUGGCGUCGAUAAGAAGAAUUUGAAAGUUUCACUAAAGUCCCUCAAUUGGCAAAUCCUAAAUAACUUUUUGUUUGAGCUAUUUUUGGAUAUUCUUGAAAAACAGAACUCGAACGUGCGUAAGUGACGUGAAACCAAAAAUGCAUGGGCUCCAUUUUUUCCUACAUUUUUGCUAAUGUAUUAUUUAAAAACUGAGAAUUAUUUUUAUUUCACGCGAGUGCAAUCUAUGAAACGGAAGAAUUACUCUUUCCGGGCGUCAAGUGCGUAACUUCGGUUUAAGAGACUGAGCAAUACAUCGAAUCUUCGCUUGAACAAAGAUCGCGGUUUGUUUUGUCAAUGUUUUUCAAUUUUUCACUAAGCUAGUGAAAGACGAUCGGCUUAUUCAAUGAGUCGAUUUCUGGAUGAAGAAUGAGCUGACAGUGAUAACAAAGAAAGUCCACGCGAGCCAACGAUGUUAUGGUGCUGAGACACGGAGACUGUUUUUUUUUUUUUUUUUUUUUUUUUAAUAGAGAAAGACUGAAAUGAUCGGUGCUUUUAAUUAAGCGAUAACGCUUUUUAUUUUGAAAGAAAAGAGAGGAAUGAAUGAAUCAUGAAGAAAAGACUGCGAUUCAGCGAACUGAGCCAGAGUCCCGUGGGCGUGUAUUUUUAUUAGAUAUUUCGUGAGGCUCAAAAACCGAUAAUUAGAUUCAACAGAAUCUCCAAUUCAAUCAAUUCGUGAUAAUAUAUUUUUAAAUCGUACGAAUUCGCUUUUUAAUCAUUGUAAAAGGAAAAUGAAGGUAAAAAGAGAAAGAAGCGAGGUGAGAAAAAUUGUAAACUCACGGCUUGAGUCUGUGCCAAGUUUUAAUCGAAAGUACACAAGUUCAAUUGUAAAUAUAAAUGUGAACUUGUCAAUCGAAAGACUGAAAUGAGAGAAGAAAUGUACGAAAUCGACGAAUUUUAAACAAUUUUAAUCAUUAAUGUUAAAUAAGAUAAUUGUACGGGGGGACUCUGGCAAUUGGGGGGGGAAAAAACGAACACAAGGAAUUUCAAAAAUAAAAUACGGUGCUAUUUUGCAAUUUCAUUAAUUCUUAAUUAGACUUAUUACCGUUGUUAAAUAUUGACUUUCCCGUGACGAUCAACGUUGCACUAAUUUUUUUAUUUCUCAUGUCGAAAAUAACGAAAUGUAGAUAUCGAUUGAUGUUUUAAUGACUAUUUCCGCCCAUAGUGAUUUUAUAAUACUACAGAUAGAUCGCGCCGCUUUCGUUUUCAAAACGCGGUUCAAUUAAUCCCUUUUAUCGUCGUCCGGUGGUGAUAGCUAAAAAAAAUAAGACGAGAGAAAAAAGAUAAAAAAAAAAAAACAAGGAAUACUCAACUCAACAAGUAUACAUAAAUGUGUGUCAAUUUUUAAUGUAUCAGGAUGUAUUAUUAUAAUCUAUUAAUGGAGCACAGAAUAGUUCCAUCUCGCAUUGAGAAUAAUGUUGUGAAAAUUGUAACUCUUCCGAACGGUUGAUUCAUUGGCAUUUUGAAAGUACUCGGAUAGUUAUUUGAGAAUAUACACAAUUUUCAGCUCAAGUACUGUGUGCUCUAUGUUUAAAUCGUUCAAACGUAAGUUGGUUUUAAUGUGCCACUAAUUUGUUAACUUUUUUGCGUACAGUAGUAUAAAAAAAUUGGGAAAUUUUCAAAUAUACCGAAAGGAUAUUUUGUGUAGGUUGCUUGCUGUCUUAUAAUUUUUCAUAAAUUCUAUGAUCAAUCAAUCAAGAGAUUCCACAAUUCGUGAAUAAACUAAAAGUUUGCGUUAAUAUUUUUUCUCAACAAUUCUGAAACGAUUCAUAUAUUUGUUCUGCAAAACCUGUGAUAUGCUCGCCAGUAUGCUACAAUUUCCCACUGAAUUCUUUGUCAACCCAGGAAAAUUUAUAAAAAUUUGUCAUUUCCGAAAUCAUUUCACUAAAGUCAAAUGAAUUUUUCGUUUUCUUACAUAACAUGCAAAACAUUUGAAUUUAUCAAUUAUCCAAAUAAGAAUAUUUUCAUUAUUGACUCAUUGUCAAAUGCUUAGAAUGAAGUAUUCGAAUGUAUCAUAAUCCGAGCUUAUUAAUUUUCCUACAUUUUCUCAGUGCGAUAUUGUUUUAUUGAGAAGACGAUGGAGUCUCAUCGGAGUGUGCUCCAAUGAAGAGAAGAGUGAAAAACAACGAUCUAUCGAGUUUUCUUAUAAUUACAUUCAAUAAUGAUCGGUAUUAUAACAAUGUUGUUAUUAUUAAUAGGAUAAUUUUGUUUCCUCGCUGAAACGCCUAUUUAUCUAUAUGUAUAUGUAUAGUAUAUAUACUUUCUUGCUUUUUGAUAUACAUUGGUAUUCCGAAUGAAUAUUUUAUAUUUACGAAGCGUUUUAUUCGUGCAAGAAUUUCGUGGUGAUUUUUAUAAAAGAAAAAAGAAAAAAACACAAUGAACAAGAAUAAGAAGGUACAUUAUUUAUAACACGCGAGCGCCUCGUGUGUCUACUCUGGCUGUCGAGAUUAAGAUAAAAACGUAAAAAUAAAUAAAAGGAUGAACAUUUUUUUUGCGUAUUUGUGAUAUAUAUAAGAAAAGUAACGAAACGACGCUUCCGGUAUACGAAACAUUUUCACGCGUCGAUUUAAAGCGAUGAAAUAAUCACGAAACGGCGGAUAGAGCCGUGAGUGCUCGCGUGUCAUGCUUCCUUCGAGAAGUCCAAGAAAUAGAAACGAAAAAAUUGAAUAAGAAUGAAAACAUGAAAGCAUUAUAUUGUUAACGAUAAAGUCUUUUAACUGUUGAAUUUUUGCUGUAGUUCGUAAGUGUCCUGAACGUAUACAUUUAAAUACAUUGGAAAAAAGCACCUAAACACGAUAAAUAUAAAGUAUAUAAAUAUAUAUAUAUAUUCUAUAUUAAUGUUUCUUGAAUAUAAUUAUUAAGCGAACAAGCAAGGAGGGUCUCGAGUGUUCGUCGCGAUCUUUUUAAAUAAUAUAUAAGUCGUGGUGGAUUCACUAGUGCCAAUUCUCUAUAUUAUAUUCUUCGUCGAAUUCGCGACACUCUCGGGACCACGAAUUUUUUCGAGAAUCUCGUACCCACUGUCCCAAAAGCGAUUACGAUCAAUGAAUUCCAUUUCAUCAUCGAAUUCGAGUCAUUUGAAAAGAAAUAGCAAAACAUUUCGAGAGACUUUUCAUUAACAAUGGCACCGUGCAGUAUUUCAUUAUGGAGCACUUUUUUUUUUUCUUUUUAAAAACAUAUGAUUUGAACAAAAAGAAAAAAAUUUCAUUCUUUCAUGAACUUUUUCACUUUUUUUCAGUGAUUCACUGAAACCGUUUCUUCCUCAAUGAGAUAAUAAUGAGUUUUUUGUCUGAAAAAUAAAAUAUAAUUUCGAAUUUACCGGAGGCAAGAAAAUCGCAGCGACUCACUCAAUCAUUUUUUUUUGUGGUCUGUGAAGUGCGAGAUUUUCGAAUGGAAUUCUGAAACGCGAGCGUCUUAAGAAUUAAUACAAUCUAAAUGUGAUAAUAUAUUUGCUAUUAUAAAAUAAUAUUAAAAGCUAACAACGAUCUUUGAACGCGAUCGUUACUCACUAAGAAUACUGAAAAGUAAAACGAAAAAAAAACAUUUAAUAUUAAUAAUAAUAAUAUAAAUAACACUAAAGUGGACAAAAACCGAGCAAUUCUAGAACAUCCGUGUCUAAUUACGAUUCGAAUGAUAAUCAGCGACGAUUUACGAGAAUCUUGGAUAUUUCAUUGGACGGCGAUUGUGUGCUUCCCGUUUUAUUUAUCGACGAAUUUUUUUCGUCCGGUUGUUCAUAUUUCGUUCGAGUUAACAACAAAGUGCUUGAACAAAAAAAACACAGCAAGCGCAUAAACAAGUACAAAAGAACGACUCCGGAAUAUUUGUCAAAUUAGUGAAAUAAAGAACACCUUAUUUCCACACUCGAUUACAUCGUUCUCAUUGAUUUUCGAAGUUCUUCAGGGUCGUGUCGUCCCAUAUUUUCUUCGAUACUCGUCGCCCAUAGUCAAAUCUAAAGGGAAGUUAUUUCAAAUCGAUUUGUGCUUCGAUGAAUCGUGACGAUUGUGGUUUGCACAUACUAUGUAUAUUAUAUUUCACAUAAUGAAUAUAUAUUAUUAUUAUUAUUAUUAUUAUUCAAUUAUUUACAUCUAAGGGUAGAAAUACGCGUGCGUGUGAAUGUGCCAGAUUAUUUAUUUAACUCGUAACAACUCUUUUUCUCUCUUACAACGAAACCCUUGAAAUAAAUCUAAAGACUCGCUAUUACAGUGAAUCCCAGUGUCUAACGCUCACGAACUCGCUUUCAAUACAAAUUGUUACUCCAUUUAUCGAAUAGAUAGCAACGAAAUAUGUCUGUUUACUUGGAAGCGAGACGAGGCUGAUGUUUUAUUCCAAUUGCAAUGGCUAUACACUUUUGGAGCAGAAAAAACAAACGACUUUGUUGCUUUUUCGAUUAAUAUUAUUCCUCUCGAAACUCUGAUCGUUAUUGUUUCGAAUUUAAAUCGCUUUGAGCACUUCUUCAUCUGGAAUGAAUCGUUCAAAAAAAUUUCCGAGAAUUUUCAUCGAUCAAACGGACUAAUAAUUGAAAAUGAACUCUGACAGCAAUCGGCGACGUUAUUUUAACUCGAUACAUUUUUUAUCGCCUUAUUUUGAAGCAAUGCAAUUAGUCGAAUCGACAAACCCAUCAUUUUUGCCGAGUCUCGUUAUUAUUAUCAAAAUCUUGAUUCACACUGUACCGAAUGAUUUGAAUUGAAAACGAAAUUGGAAAAACUAGAGGGUGGUAUACUGACAGUUCCACGAUAAAAAUUGGCAACAGUCAUCGUGGUUUAACUCUUUCAUGAACAAUUUUGUAUACUUAAUCGCAACGAUUGUGUUCUUGUUGAAAGAAACGAUUGACUUGAGCACUCGAAAAUUCGGCGUUGUGCAUAUUUACAUACAUUAUAAAUAUAUAUAUAAAAUAUAUAUAUUCUUCACAGGGAAAGAAAACAUGCAUUGAACCCUCGUUUGUAAAAACCAAAGUCACUAUUUGACUCUGGUUAGGGCGAUUAAGUAAUAAAAAUUACAUUGAAAUAAAAACAAACUUCAUUCUU
This is a messenger RNA of Venturia canescens, 11395 nucleotides long. Its product is annotated as RE1-silencing transcription factor-like. Lineage: Eukaryota; Metazoa; Arthropoda; Insecta; Hymenoptera; Ichneumonidae. The coding region runs from base 3848 to 5299 and encodes 483 amino acids. Gene Ontology annotation, cellular component: nucleus. The transcript is spliced from 5 exons. The record is from RefSeq and is a predicted model, not a curated record. Gene Ontology annotation, biological process: positive regulation of transcription by RNA polymerase II.